Messenger RNA from Xylona heveae TC161, 615 nucleotides. RefSeq lists its product as hypothetical. The coding region runs from base 100 to 432 and encodes 110 amino acids. The record is from RefSeq and is a predicted model, not a curated record. The transcript has a single exon. NCBI's taxonomy places the organism in Eukaryota, Fungi, Ascomycota, Xylonomycetes, Xylonales, Xylonaceae.
UGCAUGGCUAGUUCUAUACUUUCGUAUAUCAGAGUACAUUACUCUGUUCCUUUUUACACAGUACAUCGUCUGCAGUGACUUUGAGAGCUUUUAUGUUACAUGACAAUCUGCACUAAUAUACAAAGUACAGCUUUGGCUUUGUUGAUUGACUUGUUUGUGCAAAUCAAGUUGCAAAAACAACUACAAUUAAAAUCACCCUUCUGGACAAGUCAGUGCAAGUCAGUGUAUUUUCAUACGGCAUACAGCAUAGGGAGUACAGAAGUACAAUUUGAGCGUCGUUUUCUUGCUCUCCUUCAUUUUUCCUGUUCUUCAUAUUUUUUUUGUUGGUGGAUAAGUACAUGGUUACGCAGCACUUUAUGCUUUGGACUCUCUGAGUUUUUAUCAGGGAUAUCCUGUUUCACAAAAUCUGGACUUUAUUCAGACGUUUUAUAGAGAUUGUUUCUGUUUCCGUUUGUUAAUCCUAAUUUUGGGUUUUGGACAUUGGACAGCAGAAAGAAGGCUCGGGAUUUAGAGACCAAAACGGCGUAUUGUAUUCCGUAUCCAGCAACAGCAUACAGCAUACAGGAUACCGGAUACAGCAACAGCAACAGCAACAGCAGCCUCAUAUCGAGUGCA